Molecule: messenger RNA, 2826 nt
Organism: Phymastichus coffea
Lineage: Eukaryota; Metazoa; Arthropoda; Insecta; Hymenoptera; Eulophidae
Gene: Hs6st
Product: heparan-sulfate 6-O-sulfotransferase 2
Exons: 5
Coding region: 226-1503 (425 amino acids)
Cellular component (GO): membrane
Molecular function (GO): heparan sulfate 6-sulfotransferase activity
Source: RefSeq, a predicted model, not a curated record
UGCGUACUAUACCGUCAGUCUGGCGACUGCUGCCAGUAAUAACAGGGUGUACUGGUCUCUCUUAUCACGGCGUCGUCUUUCUCUUUUGUCGCAAGUUUCAACAGCGGAUUUAACUCUUAGUGUAGCUCAGCAGGGCAUAUAUAUAUUAUCAUGGCCGACGGCGCGGAGGCAGCUUCGGCCUUAUUAGAGGAUCAUCGGAGAAGUAGCGGCUGAGGAUGACGGAGGAUGCAGGACAGGAAUGAGCUGCACGCGAUGAGGGACUCAUGUACGAGGAAGCUCAGGGCGAUCGGUGGCGUCUGCGUGCUGCUUGCCAUCGCCGGUAUAUUCUACGUCGGAUUCUUUUGUCCGGAUCAUACGUGUGCCCUCAGCGGCCCUAAGGAAACAGCUAGGCUUGCGGAACCUCUUCUGUCGGGUAACUCUCUUGGCCUAGGAUCUAAUUCGCUUGAAUUAGAGAAGAAGAAUUUUUUACCCGUACAUCCUGCUUUCAAACUACAGAGUAUUCAAGGAAGUCUUGGUUAUAAUGAUGUCUUUCUAAAUGACUCCUUUCAAUUUGAUAUCAAUGCGAAUGAUGUCAUGGUUUUUCUGCAUAUCCAGAAGACUGGUGGCACUUUAUUUGGUAAACAUUUAGUUCGGGAUCUUGAUCUUCAAAGACCAUGUUCAUGUCAAAGGCGACGAAAGCGUUGCUUUUGUUUCCGUCCAAAUCGAAAUGAAAAUUGGCUAUUCUCGAGAUACUCCACUGGAUGGAAGUGUGGAUUACAUGCCGAUUGGACAGAAUUAACAAGUUGUGUUGAUUCUGAGCUGAACAAAAUUGAGGGAAAUAACGUUAAACGAAGAUAUUUUUAUGUAACUAUCAUUCGAAACCCCGUAGCGAGGUAUCUGUCUGAAUUUAGACAUGUGCAAAGAGGAGCUACAUGGAAGGGUGCUCGGCACUGGUGCGGAGGUAUACAGGCGAACAUACCGCAGUGUUACUUUAGCCCUAAUUGGAAAGGAGUGACUCUAGAAGAGUUCAUGGCUUGUCCCCACAAUUUGGCAAACAAUCGACAAACUAGAAUGUUAGCAGACUUGUCUCUUGUUGGUUGUUACAACUCAUCGCUUAAUAAUAUAGACCAUGAUCGAAUAAUGUUAGCUAGUGCAAAACGUAAUCUCAAGUAUAUGCCGUUCUUCAUGCUCACAGAAUAUCAAAAGGUCGGACAAUACUCAUUCGAAGAAACCUUCGCAAUGAGAUUUGCUGUUCCAUUUGAACAGCAUAAUGCAACAUUAAGUGCUGCCACGAUGGCAACUCUCACCCCCGAGCAACUAGAUGCUGUUAGAAGGCUCAAUAAGCUAGAUAUCGAACUGUACGAAUUUGCAACCAAUCUCGCAUUUCAAAGGUUUCGUCGUUUGAGAGAUCGUGAUCCGUAUUUCGUUCAACGUUUCCAGCAUCUUGGGGAGCUACCAUCAAGACAAAGUGUGACUGAAUUUAAUUGGGAUUCAGUGAUAGAGGACACAACGGAUAUUGAUUAGCUUUCAAAAGCUAAGCACGAAACGUAUGUUUGCUUUCUAACAAACGCAGAAAUCGCAAUUAAGGUAUUACUUAUGUGAAGUAUUCACUUUUAAACUUUACUUUACAAUCAAGUUUUACCCUUUUGUUUGCAUGAUCCAGUGCUGUACAGUUUGUUUUCUUGUUUCUGCUUUUAAUGAAAGAACACUUCUUUUUCUUCCUGUUUAAUUAUCCUAUAUUUUUUUGCCGAAAAUCUAUGCGCCGACUCGGUCCACUCUGAAAAAAUGUUCAUUCUCAUGAAAUUUUUAGUAAAAUAUGCCAACAGCUUUAUCACUGAAAUCAAAGAAAGUUAAUUAUAAAAAACAGGCCCAAUUUUCAUUACUUACAUUAUGACUGUUGUGUAGACAAGUUAAUAAGGAUGACAGUUUUAUAAUUUGAUAACUUGCAAUAUUUUCAUCAAAGUUCUUCCAUUUGUGCGCACACAUGUUUGGUUUUAGAUGAGUAUUUUUUAUGAUUUUAAAAUUUUUUUUAUAUCUUUUGAAUGUUUCAUAAAUAUUUAUACUACUCUGAAGAGAAGCAUAUCUAUACAAAUUUUAUAUUAGCUUGUCUUCAAUUAAUACAGAUGACUACCGUUAUCUUUUAACAUCUAGCAGUGCCAUUCUUUUCAUCUCUAUUUUUUUCAAAAACAUUAUUACUGAAUUUUUUCUUUUAUAAAUUAGUUAAUGAAAGAUUAGAAAUUAAGACCCAACUUUCAUAUUUGUUCACAUUGUAAUAUGUGAUAGUGUAAAUGAAAGUUAGAAAAGUGGAAAAAUUGUGAUAUAUAUAAACUACUUUCAAGUACUUUAUCUCCAAAGGUCUAACUGCUAAUCAAAAAGCAGUAAUUUAAGAGACAAAACAAAUAAUGUGACUCAAUAUUAAUGUACAUACACAUGUCUUGAUGGGCGACUUUUGAAUAAUUCUGCUCUUCCAAAAUAAAAUUUUACUGUCAAAUCUGUUAUAAUUCAUAUUAACAGUUCGUAUAAGUAGUACAUCUAUCUUUUUGUAUCGACUAAAUUUUAAUAUUCUGAGUGUGCAUGUUAAAAUGCAUCAUGGAUCAUAGAUGCACUUGAUUAUUUUAUUAUGUGUAUUUAUAAUAGGGGCGUACAAAGAUCUCAUAAUUGUAAACAUUAUUGUACAUAUUAACGUUUAAUAAUAGGUAUUUACCUAACUUUUUUCUUAAAAGUCAUUACAGCUUCAAUUUACUUCAUGAGUUUUUUUAAAGAGUAGUCUGUAUUUAUAUUUUCAGACUAUAACAUUUGUAUAUUCUUAAAAUAACAUGACUUCUAAAGCAACAUAGAAUUAAUAAU